Scylla paramamosain (green mud crab) is the source of this 5169-nucleotide messenger RNA. RefSeq lists its product as uncharacterized. Bases 637 to 3660 code for a protein of 1007 amino acids. The transcript is spliced from 6 exons. Lineage: Eukaryota; Metazoa; Arthropoda; Malacostraca; Decapoda; Portunidae. The record is from RefSeq and is a predicted model, not a curated record. Gene Ontology annotation, molecular function: protein binding.
AUGUGGGGGAGGCAGGUGUGAGGGUGCCAACUUUAGGGGGGUGAGGGGAGGCAAGUGCGGUGCCAGAGCCAUCAGUUCCUCACGUACAGUUGCCACAGUGCCACGCUUACGCCGCUGCCACGCCGGACGCCACUCCCCGAGCACUGGCCCUCCGCGACCUGACACCGCCACGCCGCCACCAGGCGCCGGCAAGGGUGUUGUGGUGCCACGAGAACCAAGUGAAGGAACUGACGCGGCGGCGAUGGAGUGAUUCACUGCACAAGGCUCCUGGCGGCGGGGCGUGAAGCGACCUGGACUCACUGCACUGUCUGACGGUGAAACAGUGCCGAGGGAAGCCACGGCGCGCCCCUCACCAAGCACGUGAUACUCUUGACACCAACAUCAACAGUGGUGCCCCUCCCCUCCCCUCCCCUCCCUCCUUUCCUCCCUGGCAGGAGCUAAAAUAGUGACUGUCUCUUUAUGUGUGGCACUGAGCAGCGUGCCAAGACUUACCCACCUGCUGCUGCUCCUGCCGCCACGGGUGUGACCUCCCCAUACACAGCGCCGCACGCAUCUGGCGAGAGUGACACCUGCCCACACACUUGUUGGGGAUGUGCCGCGAGGAGCGCUAACACCUGCAGCAUGUGGGAGUAGCUGAUGCUGACUUUGCUGUUUGUCUGUCGCUCCCUCUACGCGGCAGGGAAUCAUGUGAAGGGCGGGCCAGGGGCGGCGUGUGGCGUCCCUGGAGCCACCAUGGAGUCGUCGCGUCUCCCUCCCCCAUGCCGCCGCUCCUCGGAGGAUGCUCGUAGCGGCGCCGGCAAGAAGGAGAUAGAACGACCCACCUCCCUGCCCCUCCGCUCCUCCACCCCACGACGACUGUCCUCCAGCGGCGGGGAUCCUAGACAUGCUCUUCAACCAGAGCCACUCCCCCUUGACCCUGACACCACACCCGAGGACUCCCUCCCUGAACUAAGUGUCAUACCCGAGGUCCACGCCUCAGCGGCCUCGCCUGAAUCCCACACACCUGUUGCUGACGCUGACGCCAGGCCGGACUCCCACACUCCCGAGUCUAGCGCCACCCUCGUGCCCCUCACGCCUGAGCCAGAUGCUACCUCGGAGUCCCGCACACCAGACUCCCACACACCUCGCUCCCGCCGCACCACGCCCGAACCUCAUUCCGAGACCGCAUCCCUCAAGCCGCGGCCGAGGCACGCCGUGUCUGGCGCCAGGAGCGUCAAACGAAGAGGCUCUCAGGUACGGCAGGGGAGACCUCGCAGGGCGCUGUAUGUGGCCACACCCUUGCCGCCGCCGACCCGUGAGCACAAUGUGGGAAGGUCCCAAACUGAGCCACCCCCGAGCCCUGACAUUCUGGAGGUGUCCUGGGUGUGGGAGUCCUCCCGCCACACCUCACUCCGCCGGCGGGCCUCACGACGAGUGUCCUCCCGCUGGAAAAGACCCCGGGGGAUGCCGCGCCGCGCCCCGCUGCGAGGCGUGAGGCUUGGUGGCUUAGGUGACGAGUCCUUGGAAGACAAUGGUGGAGACGACACGGUCAUGAUCUGGCAAGGGCCGAAACAGGAAAUGGAGGUGGCGGGGCGGAGCGGUGCAGGGCGUCACCAGGGAGAGGAUUCUGGGGACACAGGCGUCAUCCGUCGUAGAGCAAAGUCGGAGUCCGCUGCGGCCUCCGUGAAAUCCUUAAAGAGAAAGUGGCGACAUUCUGAGGUAUUAUUUCCGCGACUACUGUCGGAGGCUUUGCAGCAAGCUAAAGCCGACGAGAGCGGUGACAAGAGCAGGACUCUCCUGGAGAAGGCUAAGAACCUUCCCGGCUAUAUGAGGAGGGUUUCCCACGUGUUGUUUAAGAACAGUAAAGAUGAAGAAGAGGCUGACUGCAUCGUCAAGAGACUCGGAGGCUCCACGUUCUAUGUGGAGGUUGGAAAUUGCCUGCAGGAGCGUCCAGGGACUGUCCUGACGGAAGCCAGUGGCGGUGACGCUGCGCGAGGCACCAAAAAGCACGGCCCUCCAGUGCGGGCUGGAUUUCUGCGGCCUCGAACCCUCAAUUGGAACCAAAAAUACAAGCGAGCAAUGGUGCAGUGCAGGACGCCAGGCCCCGAUAUCUGCAUCACAUCCCCUGAGGGACCCUGUUCCCCCGGGGGGCAGGAAGGGGACGGAGACACCAGGAACGAGGACGGCAAGGGACUGCUGGGGAGGAUCUUUGGACAGCUGCGCCCUCGCUCCACCUCCACCUCAAGGUCUUGCGUGUCUAGUCGCAGCAGCAUGAGUGGCGGCAGCGAGGACGGUCACUCUCCCUCACACUCGUCGGACUAUGAAGAGCAGGAGGAGGCGGAGAGGACAGGGUCAGCCUCUCUCGUGGGUCGCAUGCGUGGUCUUCGAAGGGACAUGCAAAAGAAAAUCUCUCGCCUGAAGAGUCCCAGAGGCAGCACAUCCAGUUCCCCUGGACCCUUGGGAGCCAUGGACCAGCCCCGGGCCUCACUCUCAGCCCCUGCAGCCCCCCACCCUGCUGUAGCCUCCUGUGAGAGCAUUCCUUCAUCAGCCCCUCCAGCUGCCGCACCCUCAGGAAGCAACCGGUCCUCCCUCUCCGGGGAAGAUGCUGAACCUUACACAGGUCCCUUCAUCGGCCGUGCACGGGCCCUGGUGGAUUGUCAGCCCUCACCUUAUGACCGAGACGCACUCAAGUUCAAGAAGGGAGACACCAUCGACAUCAUUGCCAAGAACCCGUCUGGCCUGUGGAAGGGCUGUGUAGAUGGCAGAGUUGGGCAUUUCAAGUUCAUCCUGGUGGAGGAAGAGGUGGAGCGUCCCGUCCGCAAGAGUCGUGCUGGGAGAGGCACCACACCACGCCGUGGCCGCUCCCGCACCCUGGAGGAACUGCUCACUCGCCUCCACCUCAGCCACCUCAUUCAGGUAUUUAUGCUUAAUGGGUAUGAAGACCUGGAGCACUUCCGUGACAUGGAGAAGGCUGACCUUGACUGUCUGGGCAUCACUGACCCAGAGACGUGUGCCAAGCUGCUGACAGCCGUGGCUAUGCUCCAUGAUGCUGAUUCUGAGCCUGAGCCAGACCUCCCGGAGACUCUGGAGACCACUGAGGCAGCCCUGCGACGGGGAGACCAUGGCCGUGACUCUGGCUGCUACACAGACCAUCGCUGCUCCACUCAGCCACCAAGUGUUCUUGAUGAAAAUAACCUGGACACCCGGCAGUCCACCCCUUCCACAGAUACCUCCUCUGGAUACCACUCCCGGGGUCCCUACAACAUUCCUGUGGGAGAAGGUGGCCAAGCCAUGCGAGAUGAUACGCACGGAUCAGCCCUUGACUCCCCUCCUUCAGAGGCCACUACCACCACCAGUGGCACGGCCACACUACCUUCCAGCACGUCAGAGUCUCACUCCUACCGUGCCCACCCAGCCACUGUCCUCCCAGCCAGCCCUCACUCACAGCCCCGCCAUGCACACCAUCAAGGAGAUUCAAGGGUCAGGCAUGACCCAGAGGUGGACUACGAAGCUAAGUUUGUGACAGCACGCAGUGUGUUUGAGAAAGAGGUGGUGAGGCGGGAAGUGCCAGUGUCUGUCAGGGGACAGAAGCAUGGCACAGAUCCCCAGCAGGCAGUAGGUGAGGCACAGCAGGCAGAAAGUAGUGAGGCUGGAGGAGGUGCAACAGAGUCCCCUCCUUGAGUAAGCCUGGCAUUUUCAUCAGAAGUGGGUUACUCUCCUAGUUCUAGCAUAGGAACAUGAGAAUCACUUUUCAUGUGAUGCCCUUCCUCCUCACUAGUUUGGAGUCACUGUACAAGUAAUGUUUACUUGGGAUCCAGUAAGAUGGUCCCAUCACUCAGAAUACCUCCUCAGUGUUGAACAGUUGAGAAUUAUUUAAGUAUUCCUUAACAUAUUUAAUUUUCUCAGUGUUCCAUAGUGAAGGUUGGUGCAUAUUACAAAAUUGAAAGUGACUUCGAAAAGCAUUUGAGAAUAUAGAAAUAUGACAAUAUGAUUAAGAGAAAGUGAUGUGAACAACAUUGUAUUUAACUGUGUUGCAUGUCAAACCCUGUCAGUUAGUUUUUGCAAAGAAAGAAGAGAGGGAGAGUGAUUGAAGUGUCAGUGAGUGGACUAAGGAGCACUGAGGUAGCCAGACAUGAGCUCCUUUCUCAGAAGUUCCUGAGUUGGGGAGUGGCUGGCUGGAAGGGGAAUGCAGCCAACUUUUAUAGCUUGUCUUUCACCUAUAUCUUAACACAGUUAUAUAUACUACCAUAUCAUUUUAUAUAUAGUGAUAGGAUGAUCCAACAUGUAACUGAUGCUGUACUUGUUGUGAGGAUUAGCACUCUUCCCACACCAAGCUGCAACUGUGAAGGUUCUUGUGAGUCAAUCAAAUUCUUCCUCUUAAUAGUUUUAAGAAAAAUUUAAUUUAUGCAAACUUUACUUAAACAUUAUAUGUAAGAUAUACAGUAUUAAUUAAUUGAAUCUUAGGAAAUAUGUAACGAGAUCAAAAUUGUGUACGUUAGACUAUUGCCAAGUAGAGUGUAGGAGGAGAAAUGUUUUGGGUGACAAAAUGAGUCAUGUCCUGUGUUUUCCCUUUGUGGCAGCGGGAUCAUCAGUCCUCAGUUGUAAUGUUGCCAAGUUGUGAUACUAAAGAGCCUGUGUUCCAGCAUCACCUGGGGCAGGUGGUGUGGUGUGGUGAGGCUGAGGCCUGCCUCCACAUGUUCACUGUGACGUGUCUGGCUGUGUUAUCUAACGUGUCAACAGUAACUUUCUGAUGCCAAGAUUUAGAACAUGUAACAAUUACCUAUGUACUAAUUUUAGUUAUUAUAUGAUAUACACAUGCUUAUUAUUGUCAAAAUUAUUUUUUUUACAGUUCACUGGAAUAUGUUUCUAUUUGUUGUAUUUUAUUGUGUACUUGAGAGAUCUGAUGAUAUUUUAAUCUGUUCAGUCUCAUCCUUACCCUGAAAGGGCAGAGGAUUUUAUGUUAUCACAAACUGUUUUUUUUUUUUUUUUUAUAACAUGGGCAGUUUAGGUUGGGCCAAGCAGGUUCCUGGUGUUGAUAAUGAUAAAGAUGCGCUUCCCACAUGGUCACAUCAUAUGUUCCUCCAGCUCUUUAUUCCAAAACUUUAGAAGUUUUACUCUUCCAACUUUUGUAUUGUACAGAUAAUAUGUCAUCAUUAUUUGUAUAUAGUAUAUAUUAUAGUUAGAGGCAAA